This is a messenger RNA of Cylicostephanus goldi, 660 nucleotides long. The record is from the annotation of a GenBank genome assembly. NCBI's taxonomy places the organism in Eukaryota, Metazoa, Nematoda, Chromadorea, Rhabditida, Strongylidae.
AUGGACGAGAAAGAUUUGCCUCUUCCGGAUUCAGUUGUGCAGAAACCGCAUAAUGUUAUUUCUGGCAGCACAAAGGCAGCUAGUCCGAAAAAACGUUCAGCAACUGUAAUUCCUUUAACUGUGAAUCUUGGACCGGAUACCAAUACACCAACCAAGAUCACGCCGCUUCCCAGCAAGAUACCUCAGCCAAAUCCGCCUAGCAAAAGGGAUACUCCCGCUGCCACCUUGCUUGUACAUAAGCCGACCAUACUGCCGAACAGCCCAUUAACGAAGACGACAUCUACCGCGCAGACGCUGACCUCGCCGCGAUCUCCUACCGUUACGACUAUCCCGUUACGACCUUUGACGACAGCCAAGAAUAGACCAACUGUGGUCGUGCUUUCGCCACAGAAUGUUUCGAACUUUGUUAAGAAAUCACAAAGCAAUGAGGCUGGGGCCAGUAAUUUGUCCUCGAUUUCCGAUGACGCCGCGACGGCUAGACUUCCAUCGCCAACCACAGCAAGGUUGUCUUCAUCGUUCCAGCCCAGAAGCGUUGAAGAAGCCGCAAACGCAGCGAUAGCAGCCACGAAACUGCCACAGAAACCGAAGGAUCCCAAUGAAAUUAUCUCUGCCACAGAAAAGGCACUAAAAACGUCUGCAACGAUAUUGCCGAAAAAAUGA